Rhododendron vialii is the source of this 1745-nucleotide messenger RNA. Its product is annotated as cytochrome P450 81Q32-like. The record is from RefSeq and is a predicted model, not a curated record. The coding region runs from base 117 to 1598 and encodes 493 amino acids. The transcript has 2 exons. Gene Ontology annotation, molecular function: heme binding; monooxygenase activity; iron ion binding. NCBI's taxonomy places the organism in Eukaryota, Viridiplantae, Streptophyta, Magnoliopsida, Ericales, Ericaceae.
CCGUCACGUAAUACCCAUCCAGCAUUGACAAAUUUCACUAAACACCUCCACCCUGCAAGUUGAUUUAUAAAUCCACAUGAAUGAUUCCAUUUGUCUGAUGAACUGAACAUACCAAAAUGGAACCAAGUUUUCAAUCAUUAUCAUGUGCCGCUGCGCUCUUUCUAAGUAUUGCUGCACUCUACUACUACCUCUCAUCAAAACCAAAUUCCCACCGCAACCUCCCACCAACCCCACCGUCUCUUCCCAUCAUAGGCCACCUCCACCUCAUCAGACCGCCUCUCCACCGCACCCUCCACCGCCUCUCCCAAUCCCUCGGCCCGGUUUUCUCCCUCCGGUUCGGCUCCCGCCCCGUCGUGGUCGUGUCCUCCCCUCCCCUUGUUGAGGAAUGCUUCACGAGAAACGACGUCGUCCUGGCCAACCGCCCCAAGUUCCUCAGCGGCAAGUACUUCAGCUACAACUACACCGGCAUCGCCACCGCCCCCUACGGCGACCACUGGCGCAACCUCCGCCGCCUCAUGUCCCUCGAGAUCUUCUCCGCGAGUCGACUCAACGAUUCCUUACCCAUUCGCCAAUCCCAAGUCGAGCUCCUACUCCUUGACCUGUGCAGAAACUCGUCCGUGAACUUCUCGAGCGUCGAGUUGAAGUCAAAGCUUUCGGAGCUGAGCUUCAACGUGAUCAUGAGAAUGAUCGCCGGAGAGCGGUGUUCCGAGGAGGCGGGGGAGUUUCGGGGUCUAGUGGGAGAGGCGUUCGAGUUGUGCGACGCGGCGAAUCCGGGCGACUUCGUGCCGGUUUUGCGGUGGGUUGACUUCGGAGGUUACGAGAAGAAUCUGAAGAGGAUUCACGGGAGGCUUGAUGCGUUUUUCCGACAUCUGAUCGACGAGCAUCGGCUCGAUAAGGGUAAUGAUUCCAUGAUCGAUCAUUUGCUUUCCCUGCAAGAAUCGCAGCCGGAAUAUUAUACUGAUGAGAUUAUUAGAGGGCUUAUAUUGGCUGUGAUACUUGCAGGUACCGAUACUUCAGCGGUGACAAUGGAAUGGGCAAUGGCGUUAUUAGUUAACCACCCAGAGGUGUUAAAGAAAGCUAGAGCCGAGUUAGAUGCUUAUGUGGGGCAAGAUCGCUUGGUUGACGAAUCAGACCUCUCAAAACUAAAUUACCUCCAAGCCAUCAUCUUGGAAACUCUUCGAUUGUUUCCGGCCGCACCACUCUUAGUACCGCACAUGCCAUCUAGUGAUUGUACAAUCGGAGGAUUCGAUGUACCGCGCGGCACGAUAUUGUUGGUCAAUGCAUGGGCCAUUCACAGGGAUCCUGAGCUUUGGGAUGACCCCAUAAGCUUCAAUCCCGAGAGGUUUAAAGAUGGCGAAGUGGAAGGACACAAGUUAAUGCCAUUCGGGAUGGGACGGAGGGCCUGUCCAGGGUCAAGCCUGGCCCAACGUGUUGUGGGUCUGGUCUUGGGUUCGUUGAUCCAGUGUUUUGAAUGGGAGAGGGUAAGUGAGGAGGCUGUUGAUCUUAGUGAAGGCAAAGGGCUAACCAUGCCUAAACUAGAGCCAUUGGAAGCCAUGUGUAAAGCACGAGCCAUCAUGAGAAAGGUUCUCUCUAAAUGACCAAAUUACUGGUACUUUAUGCUCUGUUUGGAACCUGUGGAAAGAAAAUGAAAAGACCUUUUCCAUUGUUUGGUUUGAAGAGAAAGAGUGAAGAAAAUAAAAAUUUCAAGUGUAGUGAAUAGUAAACUUUCCUUCUCAUUUUCCUUC